CUAAGCUACAGGACUGUUUCGCAAGCACAGACUGGAAUAUGUUCCGGGAUUCAUUCGAUUACAUUGAGGCUUUUACCACAUCAGUCACCGGCUUCAAUAAUAAGUGUUUUGACAACGUUGUCCCCACAGUGAUCGAUUUGGGAACUCUCCAGACUCGGAUGCUCUGAAGAUGGUUCAGCACCGGGUGGACCUCCUAGGGAGGUUUAUGGAGACGCUGGGCGUCCGGACAAUGGUGCUGCUGAGCCCAUCUAUGAGCGGCCACUGCUCCAUCCCCUUCCUCACGAAACACAGUGCCCAGCUCCACGGCUUCAUCCCCAUAGCCCCUGUAGGAACCCGCAACUACACCCCUCAGCAGUACCAGGGCAUCCAGGCGAGAACUGCAAUGCUGGAUGUCUGGACUCAUACUCUCUGUUCGGAGCACUGGACACCAACCUGGGGGCCCAGUCCCACAAGAACCUCAUGCAGCUCCUACACCACUCAGUCCUGAAAAUGGAUGGGGGCGCGCCCUGCCUGCUACAUGGAUAAACCUGGGGAGUUCCACCAUUCACUGUUAGACUUUCUCAAGCAAACUGGAGUGAGUGGAGAAGAAACAUUGUGGGAUAGAAGAGCGAUACAUGUUUGUGUUUGCAUGGAAGCGGAGGAGUAUUAUGCAAUUCAGAUAAAAGGAAAGUAGACCUCUGGAAUAACAGGGCAAAGGCUGCUUUGAUAUGAUAAAUUGCCCCCCCCCCCC
Oncorhynchus nerka (sockeye salmon) is the source of this 730-nucleotide messenger RNA. Its product is annotated as protein ABHD14A-like. The coding region runs from base 170 to 487 and encodes 105 amino acids. Lineage: Eukaryota; Metazoa; Chordata; Actinopteri; Salmoniformes; Salmonidae. The transcript has 3 exons. The record is from RefSeq and is a predicted model, not a curated record. Gene Ontology annotation, cellular component: cytoplasm.